Beta vulgaris subsp. vulgaris (sugar beet) is the source of this 2393-nucleotide messenger RNA. Its product is annotated as serine/threonine-protein kinase D6PK. Gene Ontology annotation, cellular component: plasma membrane; cytoplasm; nucleus. The record is from RefSeq and is a predicted model, not a curated record. Gene Ontology annotation, biological process: protein phosphorylation. Gene Ontology annotation, molecular function: protein serine/threonine kinase activity; ATP binding. Lineage: Eukaryota; Viridiplantae; Streptophyta; Magnoliopsida; Caryophyllales; Amaranthaceae. Bases 337 to 2232 code for a protein of 631 amino acids. The transcript has 3 exons.
UUCACCCUUGUUCUAAACAUCCAAAAAUUGUUAGAAAAACGACGAAACAUAACAACCCACGUUCUUUUUUUUUCUCCGACACCUCUUUUUCCUUGCUUUUCUUUCUCUGUCUUCUCAACUGUUUACGAUCGGAUCUGGAAAAAUUAAUAAUAUUGGGUUGAACCAUAAAAAGAAAUAAUUCAAUUCAAUAAAGAAAAUGAAAGUUAGCUAAAGUUUUCUCACUUUUCUAAGUUCAUCUCUCACUUUCACUCACUCAACCCACAUGAUCAGUCUCUUUCUCCGCAUUCCCAUAUCACUCUUUUCACAGGGUGUUAUUAGCAUCUAUCCAUUCCUUUAAUGGAUUCUGUUGGUGAUGCCAUAACCAUCAUGAUGAAAACUCAGAAUUCUGCAUGUAUAGUUGGCAAAAAUUCAGGUGAUUCUCUUGUCACUCCGUCGCAACAUUUGUAUGCUAAGAUACCCAGUUCUGAACAUUCAGCUGCUGUAAAUCAUGGUAUAAAAUCAGCUCACCAACAGAAUGGGUUUUCGAAAAGCAAGACACAUACACUCAAGAGUCAAUUGGAAGCGAAAAGCUUGUAUGACGUAGGGGAUAAUUCGAGUUGUGAUCAGGUUUCUGGGUUUGAAUCCAAAUGUUGCAUUGAACAAUCUGAGACCUGUGAUUCAAACAACUCCGUUGGUGUAGCAGCUUUUAGGGUAGACAGAAGUGUAAAAGAUGGAUUGCUAGUUAACCCAUUAGCCCCUCAAUCAGAACACACUUGUCCUAGCCCUCAAAACAGUUUUCACUCUGCCACUCAAUCUAUAGAAGGCAAAGAAAGUUUAACCACCACAGAAUCAAGUGAUUGUCAUAGUAGUAUCGAGAAAUUGGGUGAAAGUGGUGAGGUUAGUCAGUCUUUUGACUUUGUGGAGAGUAGAAAAGUGAGUAGUACUUACAGAUGCAGCACAGGCAGUGAUGUUAGCGAUGAAAGCAGUUCUAGUAGCAUAAGUAGCACCAUGUACAAGCCUCAUAAAGUUAAUGACUCCAGAUGGAUUGCUAUUCGCAAAGCUCAAUCUCAUUAUGGGUUGCUGCAGUUAAACCACUUUAGGCUUCUGAAGCAAUUAGGGUGUGGAGACAUAGGGAAGGUAUAUCUUGCUGAAUUGGUUGGGACCAGAACUUAUUUCGCAAUGAAGGUCAUGAACAAAGCAGCUUUGGAGAGCCGGAAGAAACUCUCGAGGGCUCAAACUGAAAGAGAGAUUCUUCAGUCUCUGGAUCACCCAUUUUUGCCCACACUGUAUUCACAUUUUGAAACGGAAAAUCAUUCUUGUUUGGUGAUGGAGUUCUGUCCUGGAGGCGAUCUGCACUCUCUUAGGCAGAGACAACCUCAUAAAUGCUUUCCUGAGCAUGCUGCUAGAUUUUUUGUUGCAGAGAUUCUCCUUGCCUUGGAGUACCUCCAUAUGCUUGGUAUCAUCUACCGGGAUCUAAAGCCAGAGAAUGUCUUAGUUAGAGAAGAUGGACACAUAAUGCUUUCUGAUUUUGACCUUUCUCUAAGAUGUGCUGUCCGCCCAACGCUUGUCAAGUCAUCAAACUCAAGCAUGGAGUCCAAAAGCUCAGCAUACUGUGUUGAACCUUCUUGUAUGAUUCAGCCUGCAUGUUUUUCGCCACGCUUCUUGUUCAACAAACCCAAGAAAGCUAAGAAACCCAAAUCUAAGAAUGAAAAUUAUUCUCAAGGCUGCCCUCUGCCAGAGCUUCUUGCUGAACCAACAAAUGCUCGAUCAAUGUCAUUUGUGGGAACCCAUGAAUACUUGGCGCCUGAAAUCAUAAAAGGUGAAGGGCACGGUAGUGCUGUAGAUUGGUGGACAUUUGGAAUCUUUCUUUAUGAGUUACUGUUUGGAAAAACACCCUUCAAAGGGCAGGGUAACCGUGCUACAUUGUUUAAUGUGGUGGGUCAGCCCCUAAGGUUUCCAGACUCCCCUUCUGUAAGCUUUGCUGCAAGAGACUUGAUCAGAGGUUUACUAGUGAAGGAGCCACAGCAUCGUCUUGCCUAUAGGCGAGGUGCCACUGAAAUCAAGCAGCAUCCGUUCUUUCAGAGUAUUAAUUGGGCACUCAUUCGCUGUGCUACCCCGCCUGAUGUUCCCAGGCCUUUCUUGCUUUCAUCUGUGCUAACUGCUGAUCUUCCUACUGCAUCUGCCACAAAAGCUACGAUGCCUGGUCUUGAUGUGAAACCACCGGGUAACUAUAUUGAGAUUGAUUUCUUCUGAUUCUUUGUGAUCAUUUUGUCAGUGUUUUUCUCGUUCAUGCAAUUGUCAUGUGAAAUUGUUCAUACAUUGAGGGGAAAUGCAUUAGACGUUUGUAUUAGAUAUGAAAAAGAAUUUGAGAAAUUGCAAAGUACAUUGAAUAGAUAAUGAAGUGUGUGUAUAUA